Molecule: messenger RNA, 2952 nt
Organism: Trifolium pratense (red clover)
Lineage: Eukaryota; Viridiplantae; Streptophyta; Magnoliopsida; Fabales; Fabaceae
Product: seed linoleate 9S-lipoxygenase-like
Exons: 9
Coding region: 178-2772 (864 amino acids)
Biological process (GO): lipid oxidation
Molecular function (GO): protein binding; oxidoreductase activity, acting on single donors with incorporation of molecular oxygen, incorporation of two atoms of oxygen; metal ion binding
Source: RefSeq, a predicted model, not a curated record
ACGUUUGGCACGUGGAGCUCAGGUUCUGAUUAAAAAAUAUAUAUGGUAAAGCGUGUAUACUUUAUCUUUCAUCUAUAAAUACAUUUGCUUUUCUCAUAAACCAAAACAAGCUUCUUUUUCAACUACUAAAUCAAAUAUCUAGUGUUAAUUUGUUUGAUAAAAAAAAAGUUAGCAAAAAUGUUUGGCAUAUUUGACAAGGGCCAAAAAAUCAAGGGGACUGUGGUGUUGAUGCCCAAAAAUGUUUUGGACUUCAAUGCCAUAACAUCCAUCGGUAAAGGCGGUGUUCUUGACGCCGCCGGAAGUCUCAUUGGUGGAGUUACAAGCGUUGUUGGUCAAGUUGUUGACACUGCAACUGCUUUCUUAGGCCGUAAUGUCUCUAUGCAGUUGAUUAGUGCUACCAAGACUGAUGUAAGUGGAAAGGGUCUAGUUGGAAAGGAAACAUUUUUGAGCAAACAUCUUCCUCAAUUACCAACUUUGGGAGCAAGACAAGAUGCAUUCAGUAUUUUCUUUGAAUAUGAUGCUAAUUUUGGAAUCCCAGGAGCAUUUUACAUAAGAAAUUACACACAAGCUGAAUUUUUCCUUGUUAGUGUGACUCUUGAUGACAUUCCUAACCGUGGAAGUGUUCAAUUUGUUUGUAAUUCAUGGAUUUACAACUUCAAAAGCUACAAAAAUGAUCGCAUCUUUUUCACCAAUGAUACUUAUCUUCCAAGUCAAACUCCGGCUCCAUUAAAUCACUAUAGAGAAGAAGAGUUGCAAAAUUUAAGAGGAGAUGGAACAGGAGAACGCAAAGAAUGGGAUAGGAUAUAUGAUUAUGAUAUUUAUAAUGAUUUGGGAAAUCCAGAUGGUGGUGACAAUCUUGUUCGUCCGGUUCUUGGAGGGUCUAGCGACUAUCCCUACCCUCGUAGGGUUAGAAGUGGUAGAAAACCAACCAGAAAAGAUCCUAAGAGUGAGAAACCUGGUGUCAUUUAUGUUCCAAGAGAUGAAAAUUUUGGUCAUUUGAAGUCAUCAGACUUUCUUAUGUAUGGAAUAAAAUCAUUGUCUCAAGAUGUCUUGCCUCUGUUUCAAGCUGUAAUUUUCGAUCUAAAUUUCACGCCGAAUGAGUUUGAUAGCUUUGAUGAAGUGCGCGGACUUUUUGAAGGCGGAAUUAAGCUUCCUACUGAUAUACUUAGCAAAAUUAGCCCCCUUCCAGCCCUUAAGGAAAUCCUCCGCACUGAUGGUGAACAAGUCCUCAAGUUUCCACCACCUCAAGUAAUUAGAGUUAGCAAGUCUGCAUGGAUGACUGAUGAAGAAUUUGGAAGAGAGAUGGUUGCCGGCGUAAAUCCUUGUGUGAUUCAACUUCUCCAAGAGUUUCCACCAAAAAGCACGCUAAAUGCCACCGUCUAUGGUGAUCAAACUAGUACAAUAACAAAAGAACACUUAGAGUCCAACCUUGGCGAGCUCACCGUAGAAGCGGCACUUGAUGGAAAGAGAUUAUUCAUUUUAAAUUACCAUGAUGCAUUCAUGCCUUAUUUGGAGAGGAUAAACUUAAAUGCAAAAGCUUAUGCUACUAGGACAAUCUUGUUCUUGAAAGAUGAUGGGACUUUGAAGCCAAUUGCCAUAGAAUUAAGUUUGCCACACCCAAAUGGUGUCCAAUAUGGUUCUGAAAGCAAAGUAUUCUUGCCUGCAGACGAAGGUGCUGAAAGUAUAAUUUGGCUAUUGGCAAAGGCUCAUGUAAUUGUAAAUGACUCAUGCUAUCAUCAACUUAUGAGCCAUUGGUUGAAUACACAUGCGGUGGUUGAACCAUUCAUCAUAGCAACAAACAGACAUCUUAGUGUGCUUCAUCCGAUUAAUAAACUUUUAUAUCCUCACUUCCGUGAUACAAUAAAUAUCAAUGGACUUGCUCGACAAGCUCUAAUAAAUGCCGGUGGUAUUAUUGAACAAACAUUUUUGCCCGGACCAAAUUCCAUCGAGAUUUCUUCCGCGGUUUACAAGAAUUGGGUUUUCACUGAUCAAGCAUUACCAGCUGAUCUUAUCAAGAGAGGAUUAGCCGUUGAGGACCCUUCUUCCCCCCAUGGCCUUCGUCUUGCGAUAGAGGACUACCCGUAUGCUGUUGAUGGAUUGGAAAUAUGGGAUGCUAUUAAGGCGUGGGUCGAAGACUAUGUUUCCUUAUAUUACCCAACAGAUGAAGCAGUGCAAAAAGACACCGAAAUUCAAACUUGGUGGAAGGAAGCCGUCGAAAAGGGUCACGGUGACUUGAAAGACAAGCCAUGGUGGCCUAAGAUGCAAUCUGUUCAAGACUUGGUUCAAUCUUGCUCCAUUAUCAUAUGGACUGCUUCUGCUCUUCACGCAGCUGUUAACUUUGGACAGUAUCCUUACGGAGGAUAUAUCCUAAACCGUCCAACACUUAGCAGAAGAUUUAUUCCGGAGAAAGGAACUCCAGAAUAUGAUGAGAUGGUGAAAAGUCCUGAAAAAGCAUAUUUAAGAACAAUUACACCAAAAUAUCAAACCCUUGUUGAUCUUUCAGUUAUCGAGAUAUUGUCAAGACAUGCUUCCGAUGAAGUGUACCUUGGAGAGAGGGAUAGCAAGUUUUGGACAUCUGAUUCAAGGGCAAUUCAAGCUUUUCAAAAGUUUGGAAGCAAGUUAACUGAAAUUGAAGGGAAAAUCACUAAGAGGAACAAUGAGCCUAGUUUGAGAAACCGUACCGGACCAGUGCAAUUGCCCUACACUUUGCUCCUUCGUUCAAGUGAAGAAGGAUUAACUUUUAGAGGAAUUCCAAACAGUAUCUCCAUUUAAAUAAAAAAACAAAAGUGUGUGUGUGUUUUUUUUUUUAAUUUAUAAUUGGGCACUUUUUCUCUUCAAUAACAUCAAUGUUAUAAUUGUCUAUGUAUAAUUAUUGUCUCUAUGUUUGUGCUUUGUAUCACUACUGUAUUUGAGAGCUCUCAUUCACAUAUAAUAAAGUGUGUUUAGUUUUCA